Gryllus bimaculatus (two-spotted cricket) is the source of this 3186-nucleotide messenger RNA. NCBI's taxonomy places the organism in Eukaryota, Metazoa, Arthropoda, Insecta, Orthoptera, Gryllidae. The record is from the annotation of a GenBank genome assembly.
AUGGACGAGCCGAAUGACCCCGAGCCUUAUUAUAUGUGUAUUGGAGUGAUCACAAUAGCUGUCAAGCUUUAUAAAGUGAAACUAGAACGCAGCCGCGAGAUAUGUUGUCUGGAAAUAGCUAUUUGGUCAGAAGCCCAAAAAGUAACCAUUUUACAGUGCACUCUAGCUCUUAAACCAUUCUUCAGAAAUUUAAAGUUUAGGAUGGACUAUGAUUAUUUGAUUAAAUUUUUGGCCUUGGGAGAUUCUGGUGUUGGGAAAACUAGUUUUUUGUAUCAGUACACAGAUGGCAUUUUCAAUUCUCGCUUUAUUUCCACUGUGGGGAUUGAUUUUAGGGAAAAAAGACUUGUGUAUCGUGCCCAAAGCCGAAGCCAACGUGUUUAUUUGCAACUUUGGGACACAGCAGGCCAAGAAAGAUUUCGUAGCCUAACCACAGCAUUCUACAGGGAUGCAAUGGGAUUUUUACUUCUUUUUGACUUGACUAGUGAGCAGUCGUUUUUGGAAAUAAGGAACUGGCUUGAUCAGUUACGGACGCAUGCCUAUUGUGAUGAUCCAGAUGUUGUAUUGUGUGGUAAUAAAUGUGAUCUUGAAGAAAGAAGAGUGAUUAGUGAACAAAGAGCAAGAGAAACAGCUGAAAAAUAUGGCCUUCCAUAUUUGGAGACUAGUGCAGCUACUGGACAGAAUGUAUCUCGAGCAGUGGAUAUAUUGCUGGACAGAGUGAUGAAGGAACAUAAAAGCCGAGAAUAUCCUCGUUAUCAGAGCGUAUGGAAACUGUGGUUGAUAGAGCCAUGCUUCCUGGGCAGAAUUCUCGUACAAUUCAAAGAGGAUCUGAAUCAGAUGCUUCACAAUACACUUCUUCUGCAUGUAGCUGCUGAUUUCAAGAAUGAAAUAUAUGAUCAAAUGUAAGAGAUCAUUGUUCUACAUUAUGAACCACUUGUUAUCCAGUCUUAACAGAAAUGAGAAUACUGAUUUUCACUUCAGUCAUGAGAAGGAACCUGUUUGUGAAAAAUGUAGAAAUAAUUUAUUUUGUAGAUAGUGAUUAUUUAUUUUGUGAAGCCUUUCAAAUAUAAUCUUCAUUUUUUUGGGUUCCUUAACUCCUUUCUACAAAAUCGUGAGUGAAUUUGGGAAAUAGCUACGAUCAGCAAGAUUAGAAGUCAUUAAUUUGUAAUUUUGAUUAUUCAUAUAUUUAUUCAUCUAAUUUUUAUCCAUCUCCAGUUUAUUGAAAUACUUUAAUGUCGUUUUAAUUAUCUCUAAUUUUCUGCUUUGUGAUAAUGAUUGUAAGCAGAAAUUUGGCUCCUUGUUACUUCUUGUUAAAUUUUAUUUAAUAUAUAUGCAUUAUUACAGUACAAUGUGUGUAUUGUUUUAAUUCAUUAUUGAUUGAUGAGUGGAUGAUGAAAAAAAAAUAAUAAUAAAAAAGUGAUAGUGAUGUCUGAUUCCUUGUGAUUAGAAAGAUACUGUUGUCACUAAUAUAAUGGUCAAUAUUAUCGAUGCAUAUAUUUUUUAAACAAUAGAGAAAAUUCAAUUCUAAACUUCACCAAGAUACUUAUGGUUGUGACAUAAAAGUACAGCUUGAUACAUACAAUUUUGAAAUGUUAUUCUCUCUUUUUGAAAAUUUGCUAUGUUGUUACUGCACUUGGCAAGUAUUCUUUACUGGUUCUACAUUGAUUUGUGAAAUGUAUAAAUUCAUUUAAUAACUGAUAAAGUUCAGCCUAUCUCAAUUGAGACAGAACAAAUCUAUUUAAAGAAGUUAAAUAUGGAUAUUUUAAUUGGGAUAUUUGAAAUAUGGUUUGUUUUCUUUAAUACAAUGAGAGUGGGAUAUACCUAUGAUGAUAUGGAUUUUUAAAUUGGAAAUCUUCAAUAAAAUGUAUACAAAUGAAAUUUACUGAAAAUUUGGUUCCAUUAAUCCUUAUUGUAUACUAUGCAAUUUUUAGAAUUGAUUUUAAAACUGCAGUGAAAUUUGAAAACUUGUUUUCAAUAUUCUGAACUUUAGAAGUUGUAUCUGCUCUCCUCGAGUGUGUAUGUAAAAGAAAUUUUAAUGUUAUAUUUUCAUAUGGGAGAAGAAAAAAAUGUGAUUUGUUUUUGUUUUUUGAUACAAUUAUACUACAAAUAAUUGAUACAUAAAUUCAAGUAAAUAUUUUUGUUAAUAAACCUUUUCUAUUGAAAUUGUUAUCAAAUAUGAAGCCAGAGUUCAGUGUUGCUAGUUAAUAAUUGUAUUCUAUAAAGAAGUAGACUCAUAAGAGUAUCCUUGAAUAUCAACUGCCUUUUGUUCUGCAAUGCUGCUGUAACUUGCAAUUAUGACAUUGCAACUUCUGUGGCAUCAGAUAAAUUAACAUGAAAUUGCCAUGUUGUUAAAUACAUUUCUAAACAGCAAUGUCCUUAAGUACCAUUUUCCUAAAUAUUAAUAUAUAUAUAUAUCUUAGAAUACGUUGAUUUUUACCUCUUCCUAAUUGGUUAAUUCGAUUUUGCAAACGAGUCUUUAAGAAAAUACAUCCAGGAGGCAAAAGUUUAACAUACCCCAGUGUGUCUGUGCCCCCAUGGUAAACUACCUUCAAUUUUGUUAGUCGUCCAAAAAAUUUUUGGAACAAGUAAUUUUUGAAGCACUUUACAUGUAGCACUAGAAUGCAAAUUCUUUUUUGAUAAAUGUAUGUUAAUUUGAAACUUCUAGUGUUUGGAGGUCUGUUUUUGAAAAGUGGCCUUUGUUUUUCUUAAGAGGAAAGUUAGAUUCUAACUUGGUAGAAGUGAGGAAUUGAUUAGUAGAAAAUGUAUAUUAAAUGUUCAUGUCAUUAAAUGAUUAGAUAGAUAGAUAGAAGUAGAUAAACGUUACAAAAUACGUAAAAGUCAGAUAUUAGUCUUAAUGUAGAAGAAUUGUGUAUUGCCGUGGGUAUUGCCAUGCUAUGAUGUUCUGUUAUAUUGAAAUAAUUAACAUGUAUCAUGAAUUGUGUAUGCAAAGCAAAUAGUUGAUGAUUUAUUUAUGCAGCCUUAAUAUUCUACAUAGUUAUCAUGCUUUUAUUUGCAAAGGACUACCUCAGAAAAUUCUUACAAUUUAAAUUUAACAUAUCCUUUUCCUCUACAUUCAAGUCAUAUAUUAAGUUUUAUCCAAAUCCCUUUGUUAUCCCAGAUACAAUUUUUUUACAAGGUUGUACAAAUAGAAGUAAGAAAUUAUUUUUGUUAUUAUAAAAAUGCAUUUUC